AUCCUGAAGGCUAAAACCCCUUGGCGCUGCGAAUUUACUUAAACCCUAUCCAACACCAUCAGCCAUCCGAUAACCUCAUUUCAUUCACAAAGCACUUUGGAGUAGCUCUGUAAUGGAUUUGUGCUUACAGACGACGAUGAGUGCAGUUCUUCUACGGAGAACCACUGCCUUAGCGGCCUCCAGAGGUAGAGUUAGUUCCACUUUGUUAUCCCCAAUUGCCAACUUUUUAGCGUCUCGUGUGGGUGUUAAUGGCAGCGUUAUACCUGCUGCUGAGUUUGGUAAUUUCUCCUGCAUUGGGGUGAUGGAGAGGCCUUCGGGUUUUGGUUUUCAAUCGAGGGGAUUUCAUGCGGUUUCUCGGCCGUUGAAUUUCAGGGCGUCGUUGGUUUCCCUGGCGGAGUUUGCGGUGGAGGAGUGUGUUGAGGUUAGUAGUAGUAGAAGCGGCGAUGAAGGACUCGAGAUUGGAAAGCUAGGGAUCGCGCCGGAGAUCGUCUCUGCUUUGGAGAAGAAGGGUAUAACUAAGCUCUUUCCGAUUCAGAGGGCCGUGCUAGAACCAGCAAUGCAAGGGCGUGACAUGAUUGGUCGUGCUAGAACUGGAACAGGAAAAACUCUUGCUUUUGGAAUUCCCAUCUUGGACAAAAUCAUUCAGUUCAAUGCAAAGAAGGGAAAAGGAAGAAACCCGUUGGCCCUGGUUCUAGCUCCAACAAGGGAACUUGCUCGGCAGGUUGAAAAAGAAUUUGAAGAGGCUGCUCCUAGCCUGGACAUGAUCUGUGUUUAUGGGGGGACACCGAUUUCAAGCCAAAUGAGGCAGCUUGGCUAUGGCGUUGAUAUCGCUGUUGGCACACCUGGUCGCUUGAUUGAUCUUCUUAAUAGGGGUUCUCUAAAUUUAUCAGAAGUCAAGUUUGUUGUUCUUGAUGAAGCAGACCAGAUGCUUCAAGUAGGCUUUCAAGAGGAUGUUGAGAAGAUCUUGGAGAGGUUACCUCGGAAACGUCAGAGUAUGAUGUUCUCUGCAACAAUGCCCUCUUGGAUCAGAAAACUAUCUCAAAAUUACCUAACCAAUCCGCUAACUGUUGAUCUUGUUGGAGAUUCUGAUCAGAAAUUGGCAGAUGGAAUUAGCUUAUUCUCAAUUGUUGCAGACAUGCGCGGAAAAGCAUCAAUAAUUGGACCUCUAAUAGCAGAACAUGCUAAAGGCGGAAAGUGUAUUGUUUUCACUCAAACAAAACGUGAUGCCGAUAGAUUAGCCUAUGCAAUGGCAAGGAAAUUUAAAUGUGAAGCUUUGCAUGGAGAUAUUUCACAGAGUCAGAGAGAAAGAACUCUUUCGGGUUUUAGAGCUGGACGUUUCAACGUUCUAGUUGCAACUGAUGUUGCAGCAAGGGGUCUCGAUAUACCGAAUGUUGAUCUCGUAAUACAUUUUGAGCUUCCAAACAACACAGAGAUAUUUGUCCAUAGAUCAGGUCGCACAGGUCGUGCUGGUAAGAAAGGCAGUGCUAUUCUUAUUCACACACAGAGUCAGUCAAGGGCUGUAAGAGUGAUUGAGCGUGAAGUGGGAUGCAGAUUUAAUGAGCUUCCAAGGAUUACUGUUGAGGAUGGUGCUCAUGUGGAUAUGUUCAGUGAAAGGGGUGUCGGUGGUCGAUUUAGCUCUUCUGGAGGAUUUCGGGAUCCUCGAACAAAUGAUUCAGGUCGAACUGGCAGCCAGAGAGGUCCAAGUUUCAGGCGUUCAGGAGAUUAUGAUAAUUCCAGUUUUGGCCGUUCAAGUGGUAGGGAUUCUUUUGGGGCAAAGGGUAGAAACGGUGGACAUACCUCUGGUGGUUUCAGUUCAUUUGGUGCUCGUAAGUCCAACAAUGCAGGAGAUUUUCGUAGUUCUGGGUCUCGACGUUCUGGUGGGUUUGGAGACUUUGAUUUUGAUUCAGGUCGUAGUUCGGGAAGGAAGUCUAGAAACUCUGGCUUAUUUGGUGACGACGAUAUGGAAGCAAAUCAGAGCAGUAGGAGAAGGAAAUUUUAAACUAGGUUGGUGAGGGAUGUUCUUUAUCAGCAAUUCGAAAUUCCUAACUGCUGGCUUCCAGUUCUUCAACCACAAGAGGGCGACAACCAUGUUCGACGUUAAGGAGGCAGCAUCAUGGGGAAUUAUAAUUGCGUUGGAGAGUUCACGAAUUUUUGAGGUAGGUUCAUGUUCAUGUGCAAAAAAUGGCACAUUUCUUGUAUUUUUGCAGUUGAUACGAAUGUUAUUAGCACUCUGAAGGGAAAUUAGGCUCAAUAUUAGGGAUCAUCAUCUUGUAAUAUGGUCUGGUGCAUAAAUCCUUUUUGACAUAUUAAUACCAUUAUUUUGCCGUAUUACUUUGAUGGCA
This is a messenger RNA of Cucurbita pepo subsp. pepo (vegetable marrow), 2342 nucleotides long. Its product is annotated as DEAD-box ATP-dependent RNA helicase 53, mitochondrial. Gene Ontology annotation, cellular component: cytosol. Gene Ontology annotation, molecular function: nucleic acid binding; RNA helicase activity; ATP binding. Lineage: Eukaryota; Viridiplantae; Streptophyta; Magnoliopsida; Cucurbitales; Cucurbitaceae. The record is from RefSeq and is a predicted model, not a curated record.